AAUUAUUUUUCCUUUCCCUCCUUUUUUCCUCCAAUCUUCACUUCACACAAUAAAAUAACAACGCAACACAAUCGAUACUCCAAUGCUUCUCACAAAAUUCACCUUCAUUUCAUCUUCAAGAUCGUAAAAUCAUAAAACGAUGUCGUUAGAUCCAGCUCAAACCGCCACAACCGCUACAACCUCAAGACCUAUUUCGCCAUUCCCAAAUCCAAACUCGAAACCGCACCAUCACUACGCAUCGCAUUCACAUCAACAACAGCAACAGCAACAGCAACAAACCCUUCCGCUUCGUGCUCCGAUUCCGUUUAAUUAUCCGUUCCCUUCUCCCUCACGCGCCGCCGCUAAUCACGCUGUUAGCGGUUAUCCGCCUCCGCCUCCUCCGCCGCUUUUGUAUUCUCACGGAGGUGGAGUUCGCGGUAUGAAUUUGGACUAUCUAAGUCACGCCUUGCACGUGAGUAGACCACUCUCGCACGUGCAGUUUCCUCAUCUUGCUGCUGCUGCUCCCUCGCCUUCUGCUAAAGGACACCUCAAGGUUACGGGUAGAUCUGCAGUUUCUGAUGUCAAUGGUCAUAAAGAUACAAGUGCGAGGGAAAGAAGCAGAGAUGAGACACUCACAGUUGUUAGAGACCGAAAAGUCAGACUAACAGAGGAUGCUUCUCUAUAUGCACUUUGUAGAUCAUGGUUGAGAAAUGGAGUAAAUGAAGAAAGCCAGCCAGCACAGAAAGAUGCAACAAUGGCACUUCCCAAACCAUUGCCUGCAUCUAUGGUGGAUACCUGUACCUCAAACAAAAAAGAUGAUGAAAAUGCCGAAGAUGAGCAAGAAGAGGAUGAGAAGUCUGUCGAGCACUUAUCGACACAAGAUCUAUUGAAGAGACAUAUCAAACGUGCGAAAAGGGUUAGAGCACGGAAAUCUGUGCAUGCAUCAUAUGUUUACAAUAUGAGCACUGUUGGCAACCUCCAAGUUCUUCACACCCAUCUCACUGCCUUAGCACAACCUCUCUGUCGCAAGCGUCUCAAUUGAUUCAGAGCCAAAUCAGCCAAUUAUUGACAUAGCAUACAAGAUUGAUGAUAUCUUCUGCUGUGUGAACACUAGGAUUAAUCAAAAUAUGGUUAUGAACAAUUUUGAAAUCUCUAUUAAAGACUGCAGACGAUGGGCUCUUCUGUUGUGAAUGCACUUGCUUAGUCAAUAUUUGGUUCUAAACAGAUGCCAAAUAUAUGUAAGUAUAUGAAAAAUAAAUACCAUGCACAUGAUAAGUGUUUUAAUCAUCUUGGUGAAGUCAUCAGUAACCAAAAAGAAAUUGACAUCGUCAAUUGCGGACUAAGAGUUAUUCAAAUGUGAUGGGAGGUAGUUCGAAAUGUAGCUAAAUUAUUAACCACAACAUAUUAGCAUUGAACUUCGUUUGAUUAAAAUUCUUUUGGCCUUCCAAAUGUCAUACAUAAAAUAAUUUUGUAUCACUAAACUGCUUCGAUGAAACUGUCAAGAGUCAUACUUUGGAUUGACUCUCUUAAAAUUUAAAGUUUGACUAUUAAAAGUUUUCCUCUUAUAAUCUUAUCAAGUAUCAGCACAACAUGAUAUUGUAAAAUUUUUAUGCUAAUAUUAGUUCAAACUUGAACCUCAAAGGAAUAGAGUAAUAGACUGUUCAUUUAGAAGCAUUUGAUUUGCUAAAUUCUGAGUUUGCUCCCUUCUCUGGUUUUUCUGAAUCAAAAAAAAAAAAAUUGAAUGUUCAUUGCCUUGAAUAUGAUUGGUGAUAGCAUACCUUUUGAAAAUUUGGACUUAUGUUUGAACUGUUUAAUUCUAUUUUAUUAUAAUCUUUGCAUUAUAGGAUAGUUUGGAUUUUUUAACAUAUGCAUAGUUUCUAUGCUUUUCUCAUAAAAUUUAUUCCCGCAUUGUUACAAUUACUGCCAUUUGACUUUUCUUUUAGAAUCAUCUCUAUGUUGUAUGUAUCCCUGGGACGACUUUGAAAGCAUCCAGACUUUUUAUUUUUUGUUUUAUGAUAAACCAAUUUUAAGGAU
Vicia villosa (hairy vetch) is the source of this 2013-nucleotide messenger RNA. RefSeq lists its product as uncharacterized. The record is from RefSeq and is a predicted model, not a curated record. Gene Ontology annotation, cellular component: transcription repressor complex. The transcript has 7 exons. Lineage: Eukaryota; Viridiplantae; Streptophyta; Magnoliopsida; Fabales; Fabaceae. Bases 140 to 1021 code for a protein of 293 amino acids.